Messenger RNA from Diversispora eburnea, 1296 nucleotides. Lineage: Eukaryota; Fungi; Glomeromycota; Glomeromycetes; Diversisporales; Diversisporaceae. The record is from the annotation of a GenBank genome assembly.
AUGUCCAGUAAAUAUAGUGCCCUUCCAGAUAUCGACACUCAACAAGAUGUCUAUGAGACACCCGAUUCUCCCGAGGAUGUAGAAGUUGAAGACGAUGAAUAUUUAAAUAUUGAAGAACCUAACGAGGAUAUUAUUAGUGAAAAGAUAAUUGUAGGGGAUACCAUAGGUAAAUUUAAAGAAACCCCUGGUGAAGCAAAUGAGACAGAAGCAGAAAAAGCGAAUCGUCAUAAGAAAAUAUUGUAUAAACAAUAUAUUAAACGUACCGCUUUAGAUACAAAUGAAUAUGAAAUUAUUCCUAAGGACCCAGAAUUAAAAGAAACUCCCUUACAAAAGUUGCAUAGAUUGAUGUUCGAAGUACAAGAUUUAGGUGAAGAGAUCGAAAAAAAUAAGGAUAAAGAAACUCCAAAAAAACCUCCUCAUAGUGCUCUGCUUUCACAAAUAUCAAGCCUACAAAAUGAUCUUACUCGUAUUGGUCAAACUUUGGGAGAAACCGAUAUUUCAGUUGAGCAAGAUGGCACUAUAAUAAAGCAAACUGAAUUGGGUAAAAAAUUGAUUCAUCAACUGCGAACAUUUAAAAAUAUUGGAUUACCUAAAGAGAAUGGUAAAUCUGAUAAAGCUGGUGAUCAUGUUAACGGGCAUAGCGAACCCGCCGAAAAUGGGAAAAACAUGGUUACAUAUGAAUUAUUUUAUUCACCUGAAACCGCACGAGUUCAUACGUUAGCUAAAACUACAGAACUUGAUGAGCGUAUUUCUACGUUGGAAAAACUUCUCGGUACUGCUCACGGACAAAAUUUCGAGGACCUUUCAACUUCGAUAACAAAUACCAACCUUCUUGCGGAAGUGGAUAAAUUAGAUCAACAUAUGCAGAUUUUAGCACAACCACGUCAUUUGGAGUCUGUAUCUAGAAAGGCGAAAACCUUGGUUAAUGAAUUAGAAAAGGUGAAUGAAUUAAGAAAUAAAGAACUUGCUAAUGGAGGAUUUAUCACAUAUGAGACAGAAGAAAAGAUCAACUAUCUUUUUGCUCUUUUAGAUAAAGUUGAUCCGCUUAUGACCAUUGCACCUUCUUUGGUUAACCGUUUGAAAUCAUUGCAACAAUUACAUCAAGAAGCAGCAGUGUUCAGUGAAACUAUUAAAAUGUUAUCUUCCGAGCAAAACAAAAUAAGUGAAGAAGUAAAGAAUUUGGAUGAAGUAACUGGAAACGUUAAUGAUGAUGCUAUUCAACGUAAUAUUGAGGCUAUGGAUUCCCGUAUCUCUGAUUUAACUCAACGUUUAGAUAAAUUAUUGGUUAAGAAAUGA